AUGUUCCUGUUUUCUUCACUCCCUCUUGUUCUCCUGAGUGUGACAACAGCAUCUUGUACAGUAAAAGAAAUCUGUGAAGAAGUUCAGAAGAACUACCAUGUAGUUGCCUGUGGCUCCCCAGGCAUGAACGGCUUCCCGGGCGCCAAGGGAGAAAAGGGGGAACCAGGCCAAGGGCUCAGAGGCUUGCAGGGUCCUCCUGGAAAAGUGGGACCUCCAGGAACCCCAGGGAAUCCUGGGUUGCCAGGAGCAAAGGGUCCAAAAGGUGAUCCUGGAGAGGGUUCAGACUAUGAUAGUAGCCUGGCUGCUUCAGAAAGACAAGCUCUGCAAUCAGAACUGGACCGUAUCAAAAAGUGGCUAACUUUCUCCCUGGGCAGAAAGGUUGGGAAGAAGUUCUUCUUGAGCAGUGGUGAAAAGAUGACGUUUAAAAGAGUGAAGGCUCUGUGUGCCAAGUACCAGGCCACUGUGGCCACUCCCAUGAAUGCUGAGGAGAACACAGCUAUCCAAAAAGUGGCCAAGGAGGAGACCUUCCUGGGCAUCACUGAUGAGGCAACUGAAGGACAGUUUGUGGAUCUCACAGGAAAGAGACUGACCUACGUAAACUGGAAUAGUGGUGAGCCCAAUGACAGUGACUCUGCAGAAGACUGUGUGAUUCUCCUGAAGGAUGGCAAAUGGAAUGACAUCUCCUGUUCUUCCUCCUUUGUGGCAGUCUGUGAGUUCCCAGCCUGA
Molecule: messenger RNA, 726 nt
Organism: Orycteropus afer afer
Lineage: Eukaryota; Metazoa; Chordata; Mammalia; Tubulidentata; Orycteropodidae
Gene: MBL2
Product: mannose binding lectin 2
Exons: 4
Coding region: 1-726 (241 amino acids)
Biological process (GO): positive regulation of phagocytosis; surfactant homeostasis
Cellular component (GO): rough endoplasmic reticulum; multivesicular body
Source: RefSeq, a predicted model, not a curated record